AGCAGAGGACCAAGGAGGAUGUUGGUGAGUGUGGUGUUGUUGCGGGACAAAAUGCGGAUAGGACUGUGCUUGAACUCCAGUUUUGUGUGGAUUUAGCUGCUGCGAGACGAGCCUGAGUGAAAACACAGAGAGGAGGACAUUUCCAACUAGUUGAAGAAAGAUGGAUGGGACGACAGGAAUGGUGCACUUCUGCAGGAUGAAUCACUAAAAAGAAGAUGUAGGCUAUAGUUACGAGGCUACCACCAGUCUUUUUCUGGUUGAAACAGCUGCAUUAUCGUUUUGAAGUGUAACACUCACAACCUUGGUAACGAUGGAAAGUGGAGUUUUUCUACCUUGUCUGGAUCAAUUCAUGCUGAGCCCACUUGUCACUUGGGUGAAGACAUUCAUGCCAAAUGAUGGUGGCAUGCACUUGGACUUCUCUGAAUUACUGGAUGGAGUCUUUUUAAUUGACAUCAUGACUGAAAUAAAUCCCUCCGCUGCAUCUCAGGGUGCAAACAAAGUGAGCAGGGAUCCCAGUCAGAGGGUCCAGAACCUGAACUUCCUUGUUCAGCAAAUCAAGACAUUUUAUCUGGAGAAUCUGAGACAGUUAAUCAUGAUUCCUCUGCCCAACGUGUUGCUGCUUGGCAGGACUAUGUACUCUGAACAAAGUCUGGAGGAAAUAAAGAAGCUUUUACUGCUGCUGUUGGGAUGUGCAGUACAGAGUGAAAAGAAAGAGGAGUACAUCGAGAGGAUACAGACGCUUGACUUUGACACAAAAGCUGCCAUCGCUGCACACAUACAGGAGUUGACCCACAGUCAGGAGAAUGUUCUGGAUCUUCAUUGGUUGGAGUCCAGUGAUGUGCAUCCAGAUGACCUGGAAGCUGUAGCUAGGAACAUGGUAACACACCUCCGUCAUCUGCUGCACCAGAGGGAUAACCAUCUAGAGACUAUAGCAGAGCUAAUGCAGGAAAAGGAAGGUGUGGUUAGCUUGCUCGGUAGCCCCUCCAGCCCGCAGUCGGCCAGCUACUCUCCCAGCAUGCAGCAGCAGGCGGGGACUCAGCAACACCUAGCAGUGGAGCUGGCUGACUCCAAGGCCAAAAUCAGACGGCUUAGACAAGAACUAGAGGAGAAGAGUGAGCAGAUGCUGGACUGCAGACACGAGCUGGAGAACAUGGAGGCAGAGCUGAAGAGGAUCCAGCAGGAGAACUCCCAGCUGCUUGUGGAUGCCAGAGCAGCCCGGACCUAUCGUGAUGAGCUGGACGCCCUAAGAGAGAGAGCCAUUAAGGCGGACAAGCUGGAGAGUGAAGUGGGACGCUACAGGGAGCAACUGCACAAGAUUGAGUUCUACAAGGCCAAAGUGGAGGAGCUGAAGGAGGAUAAUAGGGUACUACAGGAGACCAAAGAGGUGUUGGAGGAUCAGCUGGAAGGCUUGAGGGCUCGCUCUGACAAGAUCCACCAGCUGGAGAAGCACAGUCUGCUGCUGAAGUCCCGGGUCCAUGACAUGGAACAGGAGAGGGAGGCAGAUCGGAGGCGCAUUGAAGAGCUUCAGGAAGAGAACCUGGCUCUGUGUUUGGCUCAAAGGAGGAGCAUGGAGGAGUCCAAGCACCUGGGCUGGGAGUUAGAGCAGCUGUCAAAGACCACAGAGAAUUCUCAGGGUCUGCAGACUCUGAGCGAGGAGGUGAGUGAGAGGACCCGCAGUCGGAUGCUGAAGCUGGAGAAAGAGAACCAAAGUCUCUUAAGGACCUUAGAGGAACUCAGAGCCGGCUCUUUAAAACACAGUACACAGCAGAAACAACGCCAACACCUCGAGUUUAACCAUGUCUCUGAGGAUAUUUGUAGCACCAACAACUGUACCUCAUCAACAGGUGGAAUAACGGGAUUACUGAGCUCCUGCUCAGUAGAAAAGUGCUCUAAUAUAGUCCUGCAGAAUGGAGAUUCAAACUGCCAUCAGCCACUCAGAAGAGACGGUGCACAAGAGACAGAUGAAGUCCAGAGUGAGAUGCUCCCUAGGAAUAAUCCAGACCUUCAUAUUCAAGAGAAAGGACAGCUGGAGGAGGAAGACAGUGGAGAUGGCAUCAAAGAGCUCAUGUCUGACCUGGAAGUGUUAGAAAAUAAUCACAAUGGGCUCCAUUGUUUUGUUGGAUCCCGUGAUUCCUCACCUGGCUCAAAGAGCAGCAGUCCCUGCCAUGACAGCAUCUUCACUGCUCUGCCAACACGCUUCUCCUAUGCCAGCAAGCACACACAGCGGCUUGAGGCCAAAUGCAGGGCCCUGGACACAGUCAACCAGCAUCUACAGACUGCUCUUGAUAACACUGAGCGGAAAGUUCAGCGCCUGGAGGCAGAGGUUCAGGAGCUGGAGGCAGAGAAUCACAGUCUACAGGCUGCUUUAGAGGAACUUCGGAUCUCUGCACGACGCCUGGAGCAACUGGAAACAGAGAAACAAAGCUUGGAGCAAGAAACCACAGUCCUAGAGAGGGAAAAGAGGCAGCUAGAGAAAGAGAAUCGCCGACUCCGACAGCAGGCUGAAAUCCAGGAAGCCAAUUUAGACAGCAGCAACGUCUGUAUGGCCAGCCUAGAGAGGGAGAUGCGUUUCCUUGUAAAGGAGGUGGAAGGCUUAAGGGAGACUGCUGAGAGGGUCAAAGGCCUGGAGGGAGACAACAGAGAACUGAGCAAGCAAGCAGCUAUCGACCAAAGGACCCUGGCCACCCUCAGAGAGGAGCUGGUGAGCGAGAAGCUGAAGACCCAGCAGAGAGAUAAUGAUCUGGAGAGGCUGGCUUAUGAGUUGGAAAUGAAAAUGCUGAACCAGGAGACUACACAACAGGCUGAACAAGAGGCACAAGACAACAGCAGAUUCAAGAUGCUGGAGUCAGAGUUGGAGUCGUCUCUAAAGAGAUCUCUUCAGAUUAAAGAGGACAAGAUGUCCGCUUUGGAGGCUCGUCUUCAGGAAUCCUCCAACCUAAACCAGCACCUUCGACAUGACCUCAAGACUGUGAAGCUGAGCUAUGAAGCCCUGCAGCAGAGGCAGGAGGAGGAGUGGGCGUCAUCAGGUUCCACCCCUCCCAGAGAGACGGGCAGGGUGAUGAGUGAAUGGCUGCGUGAAAGCCAGGAAGCCACACGGGAACUACUAAAGCUCAAAGACCGUCUGAUAGAGGUGGAGAGAAAUAAUGCCACACUCGAAGCAGAACGCCUGGCUACGCAGGCCCAGCUGAAGCAGCUGGAGAGUCAGUCAGACAGUCAGCAGGCUCAGGUCCUCGCUCUGCAGAGGCAGGCUGCAUCACUGCAGGAGAACAACACAGCCCUACAGACACACAAUGCUAACCUGCAGGUGGAGAAAUCAACUCUCAACUCACAGAGCGCCUCCCUCAUGGCCCAGAAUGCUCAGCUGCAGCAGCAGCAGACUGGGACAGAAAGCGAGCGGGACAGCGCAAUACGGGAGCGUGAAGAGCUGCGUGGUGUUCACGAGCAGCUUCUUCGGGAUCACGAGCGGCUUGCAGCUCUGCAUGAGCGGCAGGCCAUGGAGUAUGAGGCCCUGAUGGGCAAGCAUGGCUGUCUGAAAAACGCACAUCGUACUCUGGAGCUUGAGCAUCGCACUCUGCAGGAUAGGUACAAUUGCUUGCUGCAGAAGCGGACCAAGCUGGAGGAUUUGGAGAAAGCCCUAAAGGAGGAGCAGAUGAGGAUGUCUCUGGAAAAAGAACAGCACAGGACCACUGCUGCUGAAUGCUGCAGGCUCCGCGAUGAGAAGGACUGGCUGAACCAGACAUACCGUCAGCUUCUUAAGGACAAUGAGGUGCUGACAGUGGAUCACAAGCAGCUAAAGAGCACGCUGAAUGAAGCCAAGCUCGAGCACACCUGGCUGGAGGCCGACUUCUCAAAGCUAAAAAAGGAGUUUCAGCAGCUGGACAUCAACUCCACAAAGCUCACCAACCAAUGUGAGUUGCUUGGCCAGCUAAAAGGCAACCUGGAGGAGGAGAAUCGUCACCUGCUGAGCCAGAUCGAGACCCUGAUGCUACAGAACCGAACUUUGUUGGAGCAAACUAUGGAGAGCAAGGAUCUGUUUCAUGUUGAAGAGCGACAGUACAUUGACAAGCUUAAUGAUUUGAGGAGGCAGAAAGAGAAGCUAGAGGAAAAAAUAAUGGAUCAGUACAAGUUUUAUGAGCCCUCUCCUCCUCGCAGACGUGGGAACUGGAUUGCUCACAAAUUGAAGAAGUUUAUUAAAUCCAGUAGCCGUGAUCAAGGACUUGAUCUCCAACCCACACCUGCACAUUUAAGCGGUACCGAGUCCCACCUCCCAUGCCAUGAUAACAGCUCCUUCAUCAGCUCAGAUGGCUCCGGAGGCUCAGCCUCCAUCGCUGCAGGCGAUGCCAUCUCACCACGACGUAACGGCACCACUCUGAAAAUGUUUCCCCGAAUGAGGAACAGGAUGAAGGACAGAGACAAAGUCAAGUCCCUCUUCCGUCGUUCCAUGUCCCUGAGCAGCUUGGCGUUCCCCUCGGCACCAUCUGAGGAGAAGCGGUGGGCAAAGAGUUCAGAGACACUGGAAUUCUCUGAGGAGGACAGGAAGAUGGCAUUGACCUCAUCCCUUACCACAUCCAUCUUGUCCAUCCAUCACCUUAAUCAUCCCACCACUCUACCAUCUGGCCCCGUAACUGCCACAACUUCUGACUCAGCUGACACUGCUGUAGACGUUUCUGAGCUUUGGGUGACAGACAAGGACUCAAAUGACAGUGCUGUGCCGUCUGGGUUUGAGGACAACGACGACGUGCCAAAUCAUGGGAUAAAUGGUGUCCAGAGUCGAGCCCAAAGCGAGAGCAGCGGCGAAUUCAGCCUCAGUCUGGAAAAUGAGCCAUGGUCAAAUGGCAGCAGCCCCGUUCAGCAGCCCCCAUCUAGACGCUCCUCCUCCUUCCAGCCACCCACCGAUACUUCCACCCCCAGACACUCGCUGAAGCAGCAACAACAUAAGGGAAAAGCUGCUACCAUGCCAUUCACCAGCAAUCAGAAGUCUGAUCCACAGUCAACACCAAAGCAGAAAGAUCCUGGGCUCUCUCAGGACUUUUGGCUCACAAGGGGAACAAAGAGCAUCCGGAGGGGGUCGAGAGUAAAAGUCACACGUUGCUCCUCAGACUCAGGGAGAACAGUCAAGACAAACCCAGAGCUCAAUGGAAUUCAUCCAAAACUGAGCUCAGGCGAAGUUGAAGCUACCCGAGCCUCUGUCUGUUCACCAAUCACUGUUUUAUAUGUUCAGGGUAAGUCUUCAUCAAUGUCUGGUUGCCUCAACUGCUUCUCCACUCCUCUGGGAAAAGAGGGGCGACUCAAAGGCUUAAGGUCACCUAAAAGUCUCCCCCGAGCUAGUAGUGUGAUAUCCACUGCAGAGGGGUUUUCCCAACGCUCCAGUGUUAACAGCGACUGCAGGGUGAUCGUCAAAACUGACCCGCUGUCUGUGCAGCCUACAGAAGAGACUAAAAGUCAAGAGAAAUCAGCUGGUCACAAACAACCAGAACCAGAGACUAAUAACAGUGAGCCUGAGCCCAUUCCUCCUGUCAAACCUCCCAGAGACCCAGCAGUUGUGGUUCCCACAGACCCCAAACCCCCUGUUCAGGAGUCCCUUUUUGGCUCCUCAUUCACUUUUAACUCUGUAUUCUCAAACACGAUCUUUAGCGAUUCUGUUGUCACCACCACUACCAGUCUGGAUGGACUUGGUAACAACCAGACCUUCUUCUGUCUAAAUCCAUCUCUGGUGCAGAACUGUCCUCUUGAGAGCCAGGAGUCUCUUCCUGACACACCACAAACACUCAACAUGGAAAAUGAGCAGAUUCAGACCGCAGAUCACUCAGUGGGGCUGGAAGAGAAGAAUAAACUGCUGACAAUUGCUUAAUAGCAUUUGUCAGGCAAGUGAAUGUUGUAUAAUUCCACAAAAGCAGGUAGCUGCAACACUGCUUUUUGCCACAUAAACACAGUAAAGUCCCUGUGAUUUCAUAUAUUUUCAUUUUAUACUACUGACUACCUAGUUAUGCAUUUACCUGAAAAUAUAAAUUACAAAUUAUUGAGAUAUCUUUCCUGUAAUUAAUUUCCCAUUUCUCUAUUACCAUUAACAGCUGUUAUGAGCCCUAUACCUGUGU
Messenger RNA from Labrus mixtus (cuckoo wrasse), 6095 nucleotides. RefSeq names its product girdin-like. The transcript has 29 exons. Gene Ontology annotation, biological process: cytoskeleton-dependent intracellular transport; cytoplasmic microtubule organization. The record is from RefSeq and is a predicted model, not a curated record. Gene Ontology annotation, cellular component: centrosome; cytoplasm. Gene Ontology annotation, molecular function: microtubule binding; dynein light intermediate chain binding. Lineage: Eukaryota; Metazoa; Chordata; Actinopteri; Labriformes; Labridae. Bases 311 to 5851 code for a protein of 1846 amino acids.